GGCACAGAGCCGAAGAUGACAAGGAAGAGUCGAAAGACGACAAAACCGGCAAUGCAGGCGCCCUCUGUUGGUCAUGCCAGAGUCGGCAACAUGGCGGCCAUCAUGUGGACGUGGAUUACAGCAUUUCUUAGCCUUGUUACGCUAGUUCCCUCUGUUGUCUACGCUGGCACUGAGAGUGCUGUUGGAAAUGGGUUUGGUGAUGAGAUAGAGUGGUGGUCAUUGCCAGAUGGUUUGGCCCAGUCUACGAGCUCAGGGAAACCACUGAUGUUGAUUAUACACAAGUCAUGGUGUGGUGCAUGCAAAGCUCUGAAACCCAAGUUUGCAGACUCAGAGGCCAUUAGGGAUCUCAGCAAAAAAUUUGUAAUGGUCAACGUGAUGGAUGAUGACGAGCCCAAUGAUAGCAAAUACAUCCCAGACGGUGGAUAUAUUCCCAGGAUUCUCUUCCUGAAUCAGGCAGGGGAGGUCCAGACUGACCUCAUCAACCAACGAGGAAAUCCCAAGUACAAAUACUAUUACUCAGAUGCAAAUGGAGUUUUGAAUUCCAUGCAGGAAGCGCUCAAGAAACUUGGCAAGGGUACUGAUGAACUUUAACCUUUGACCUCCACAAGGGCAUCAUUAACCUUCUUGAUAUGGUUUUCACACCACCUGUUGCAUGCUUAUUUAGUUUUAUAACAUAUUAUACAUAGUCAGGAACAUUGUCUUUCGCAGUGUUGUGCAAAUUUCUUUUCUCUAAGCUUAUUUGUAAAUCAGGGGGUUUGAAUAAAUAGCGUUCUGUUUAAAAGUGCCUUGACCCAGUGUUGUUUUCAAGUCCAUCACAAGUCCCUUCACAAGGCCAGUCACAAGUCCCUUUCACAAGGUUAGUCAUAAGUAACGGGGUGAACAAUGACAAAAGAAUGUUUUUGUCACAGAGCAUUUGCAUAGCUUGUGAAUUGGCUUAAGACUGAAUGACUUGUGAUGCACUUGUGAUUGACUCGAUUACAACACUGCCUAGACUGAUGGAUGAUUGAAGUGUCACACUCAUGACCAAACAUUUACUUCAUAGCGAAUGCUAUUGAUUUGCAGCAUUUUGGAGUAAUCCUACAGUGCGUACUAUGUCAUAUCAACUUUACGGGCAUGGGUACAAGGUUGUAUAGUAGUUAAUACAUUGUGGACCAUAGUGUAACAGAAAGUUUAUGUUUUAGUACUAGUGUGAUCACACUCUUAAUUUGUACUCGUACUAAUGACUUAAGAAUGAAGUGAUGUGUUUCUUACUAUUUAAAGUGCGUAAUAUGUAAAAUUCUGGAGUAGAGCAAAAUCUUACCAAUUUGUGUCUGAAAUCUUCCAACAUUUCCCCUUGUUUCAAUAAAUUGAACAGUUCAAAGUUGUCAGAUUCUGAAAAGGAGGUCCUCAGCGAAUGAAAUGUCACACAACAAAGUGUACACAAUAGUGUGUAUCUUUUGCCUUCACACUAAUUCAUGCAAGAUGUCUGCAUUGUGUGCUCCAGAGUUUAACCAAUCCAUGGUAGUCUACCUUCGGUGAUAUAAUCAGCCGACAGCAACUGACCAAUCAAAUACCUUUGUUUGUUUUGACUAGCCUCUCUGAUUGACUGAGGAAAGAGUGGUGUGUGUUUAGCAUAUUUCAGGGGGGGGAGGGGUUGUGCAUAAACGAGACAGAGAUUAAAAUUGAGCUAGUCCACACUGAUUUAAAUGUGGCUUGGUUUAUUUGACAAACGUUUUAGUAACGAUAAAUACAGGAGCAACAUUCAUAAAUUGAAUAUUUAAUAAACCGACGGUUGGAAUUUUGAAACAUAAAUAUUAAAAAAUAUUCUAUUCAAAGAAAGUCUUAGUACAAAUAAAACUGAUAAAUAUUAGUA
Acanthaster planci (crown-of-thorns starfish) is the source of this 1852-nucleotide messenger RNA. RefSeq names its product thioredoxin domain-containing protein 12-like. The record is from RefSeq and is a predicted model, not a curated record. Gene Ontology annotation, cellular component: endoplasmic reticulum. NCBI's taxonomy places the organism in Eukaryota, Metazoa, Echinodermata, Asteroidea, Valvatida, Acanthasteridae.